AUCCUCUGUUAAGCAAGUAGGGAAAGCAAUGAACCAGAGCUACAAAAAGCACUGUCUGGGUCUCUUGAUAUCUUCCAUCUAGUGAACCUGCACGCCCGCUUCUCCUACCUUCUGCAACCCUGCAUCCUGAACAACAAAAAGCUCUCUUUUUUUCAAGGGCGCAGUGCAUCCUAGUGCCUUCGGUAAUGGAAUAGGAUAAGGCCGCUGAUCCAAGAUUCGAUUCUAGUGAGGAACACGCAUACUCAAGGAAUUUUCGUGGUAAGCAGCACAAGUGAGGAACACACAUACUUGUGUUGCUGCUUCUCUGGCCUUUGGAAGAGAGAAUUGGCAAGGGAGCCUUUGAAAUAUGACUGGAGUGGAGGCUGCUCUAGCAUCUGGAGUGUUGAGCGUUGCAGGGAAGAAGCUAGUUUCACUGGUAUCCAGUGAGUUUGCUGCCAUAGCGGGCGUGAAAAAAGAUCUCUCGUAUCUUCAGGAUAUACAUACAGAGAUUACGAGCUGGUUAUCUGUGGUUCGUGACAGAGCAAUAGAGAGAGACCCAUCACUUCAAUGGGUGAUGAAGUUGAGAAAUUUUGCAAAUGACAUUUAUGAUUUAGUUGAUGAAGUCUACCUCGAAGAUGAGAAACACAAGAUAUAUAAUGACCGUGACAAGCUUGCUAUUGCUGACUUGUUUGCAAAACCGAAGUUGCUUCUGUUUCGACGCAAGGUGGCCAGUAAGAUCAAAGCAGUCAAGGUGACAUAUGAUGCAAUUGUGAAACAAAGAAGCAACGCCAAUACUAUACUAUACAGUAUUGAUGUGAACCAAACAGUUCAGAGAAGAAAUGACAAGGCAAUUGGGGAACAGACUCUGCUGAGUAAUGCUCAAGAGUCAAAGAUACCAUCAAGAGAUCAUGUGAAGACUAAAAUCAUUUCCAAGCUUCUAGAAUCGAAGUGUGGAGAAGAUGGUCAUAUCGUUUCUAUUGUUGGGCUAGGUGGUUCUGGCAAAACUACUUUGGCCCGGCACAUUUGCCAUGAUGACAAGAUAAAGGGGCACUUCAAUGGAUCAGUAUAUUGGGUCCAUGUAUCUGAAGAGUUUUGUGGGGAAAAACUUAUUGGCAAGCUGUUUGAAGCCAUUAUCGAGGAAAAGUCAGAUCUACAUGCCCAACAACACAUGCUCCGUGCAAUUUCAAACAAAUUAAGUGGUAAGAAGUUUCUACUAGUCUUGGAUGAUGCUUGGCAUGAGGAUAGGCAUGAUUGGGAAAAUUUCACAGUGCACAUAAACAAUGGUGCAUCAGGAAGCAAGAUUCUUUUAACUACACGUAAUCAAAAUGUUGCAAAAGCAGUGGAAUCGAAGCUUCUAUUCAACUUGCAACUCUUAUCAGAGGAUGAGAGCUGGAGCUUCUUUCUAAGGAGUUCUGGCUGGACAGAGGAGGAUUUAGAGAACGACUUUAUUACAGUUGGAAAAGAUAUCGUCAAUAAAUGUGGUGGGGUGCCGCUAGCAAUAAAAACUCUUGGAUCUGUUCUCCAAGAAAAGAGAAGAAUAAAUACUUGGAGAGCCAUUAAAGAGAGUAAUUUAUGGAAUGAAGAGAAUAUAGAAGAUCGUGUAUUUGCAUCUUUGAAACUGAGCUUUAUUCACUUGAAAGAUCAUCUGAAGCAGUGUUUAACAUAUUGCUCUAUAUUCCCAAAAGGCUAUGCAAUUAACAAAGACUACUUGAUUGAACAAUGGAUAGCCCAUGGAUUCAUCAAGUGGAUGAAGGAGGAGCAGCCAGAGGAUAUUGGAAGUGACUACUUUGAUUCUCUUGUGAAAGGAGGCUUUCUUCAGGAGCCACCUCAAAUAGAAGAUAAUGAAAUAAGAAGAGUAUGCUGGAUGCAUGAUCUGAUUAAUGAUCUUGCUCAAUAUAUUUUACGGAAUGACGUGCUGACAUCUCUACAAAAGAACAUAACCAUGGAUGGUGCAAGCCAAUGCAGAUAUUUAUCUUUGAGAUCAUUGAAUGAGGAUGUUGAAAGGGGGUUUGAGAAGCUACGUGCUCUAUAUGUGGCUGAAGGUAACCGAUCAUUUCCCGACCUUGUUAAGAAGAGUGGGCAUAUCCGCAGUGUUGUCCUAGAUUAUAAAUUUGAGACUCCGUUUCCAUCAUUCAUAUUAAGGCUUCAAUAUCUUGGAUAUCUUGAAAUCCACAAUGCUAGUUUCACCAAAUUUCCAGAGGCUAUCUCAGAUUGUUGGAAUUUGCAGUCACUUCAUUUUAUUCACUGUAAUGGCUUUGUGACAUUGCCCGAGUCUGUUGGGAAGCUUCGGAAGCUAAGAACUCUGGAACUGAAACACAUUGCUGAUCUAGAGAGUUUGCCUCAGUCCAUUGACCAUUGUGGAGAUCUUCAAUCCUUGAAACUAUUUUGGUGUGGAAAGCUCAGUGAGAUACCACUGUCUAUAAGUAAAAUUGAAAACAUAAGGGCCCUUCAUAUAGUUGGAUGUAGAUCUCUUGAGCAACAUAAGUUGAAAUUCAUUGGGGAAUUCAGCAACCUAGAGACUAUCAACUUAUCCUGGUGUAGCAAGUUCCAGGACUUGCCAAGCAAAUCUUUCUGUCCUGUGUUGUGUACUCUAGAUCUUUCCUACACCUACAUUGCCAUGCUACCUCAAUGGGUUACUACAAUUAGCACUCUUGAAUGUAUAGACCUUGAAAGCUGCAUGGAGCUACUAGAGUUGCCAAAAGGUAUAGGCAACUUAAAAAGACUCAGAGUUUUGAAUAUAAAGGGCUGUAGAAAACUUCGCUCCCUGCCAUCAGGGUUGGGACAACUGACUUGUUUAAGAAAGCUGGGAUUGUUUGUUGUUGGGUGCGGUGGAGAUGAUGCAAAUAUCUCCGAGCUUGAAAAUCUUGAUAAGCUAUGUGGCCACCUAAUAAUUAGGAACCUUAUGUAUUUGAAGGAUAUAGAAGAUAAAGGGAAAUCUUAUUUGAAACAUAUGAGGAACAUACAGAGUCUUGUGUUGGACUGGUCUUUGAGUGAAACUGGAGAAGAGUUAUUAUGUGAUAUGGAACAAGUCCAGGGUAUGCUGAGUACUCUUGAACCACCAUCACAAAUUACGAACAUGGAAAUCAAUGGUUACCAAGGUUCCUGUUUGCCACGAUGGAUGAUGGCACAAAAUGAUUCCUCUUUUUGCGAAGCUGUAGUGUUGAAGCAAACAGGACCAUGUCAGUUCCUUUCUCUCACUGCACUUACACUAAGUAACUGUGCAAACAUGAAGCAGAUGCGAGGACUUUGUGUGUUGCCUUCACUGAAGUCCCUCUUCCUACUCGAAAUGGCUAAUUUAGAAGAGCUGUGGACCGUAACAAGUGAAGAAAUGGCUAAUUCUGAUGAAGAAAUAUGUGGGCAAUGCUGCUUCCCAGCCCUGUCCGAUAUAUCCAUAUUAGGCUGCCCGAGACUCAAUGUGAAACCACACUUCCCACCGUCACUGGAGAAGCUACGUUUAAGCAAGAGCAACAUGCAGCUGCUAUCAGCGGGUAGUUUCUCCCAAAUGCUUCCUCCAUCAGCAGAUACAUCCUGGUCGUCCUACAGCAUGAACUCAGCAGUCCCUCACCUCAGGGAACUGAGACUAACAACAAUAAAGGGAUCAUCGUCUGGCUUGGAAUUCCUGCAGAACCACACUAAACUAGAGAUCUUGAGUAUUGAAUAUUGCAAAGAAAUGACAGAGUUACCUGAGAGCAUCCGGAGUCUCACCUUGCUGCAGGACUUGAGUAUCCAAGGAUGCUCUACCCUUGGCCUGCUGCCCGAUUGGCUUGGUGAACUGCGCUCAUUACGAUCACUUUCUGUCAUGUGGACCCCAAUGAUGCAGAGCCUCCCUCGAUCCACAAAGCACCUUAGGUCCCUCGUCACACUAAAUAUCUGGAAUUGGGACAAUAAUCUGAAGCAGCUACCUGACGUCAUUCAGCACCUCACAUCACUUGAAGUUCUCGACUUGAUGGGAUUCCCCGCGCUGACAGAGCUGCCAGAGUGGAUUGGACAACUCACUGCACUUCGUGGCCUAUUUAUCCAGAGUUGUCCUACCCUUGAAUGCCUGCCCCAAUCCAUACAACGCCUUACUGCCCUCCAGAGUUUGUAUAUUGAUAGCUGCCCUGGAUUGAAAACUCGUUAUAAGCGAGGAAUGGGAUCUGACUGGCACCUUGUCUCUCACAUUCCUCGUGUGUUUGGAGACGGAGUAUCAAAUGGACCUUGGUUUCAAGUUGGAGAAUGAAGAUGGAUUGGUCUGUCAGUUGAUGACCGAAUUUUCUGUGUUAUACUUUGCUUUGCAUUGCUUUACAAGGGUGUGAUUAUCUUGUAUCAUAUAUAUAUAUAUAUAUAUAUAUAUAUAUAUAUAUAUAUAUAUACACUGCUGAUUUUUAGUUGGAUAAGAGCACAUACCUAAAGGUACGUGCACCCCUCGGAUCAGCUUAUUAUUUCUUCUACUGCACCCCAAAUGAUAGCCAGUGGAAAACGGAUAUGAUACGGGACAGGACACGGUUCAGAAUGAAUGUGCUGCAUAUUAGCAUAUAUACUGUUGGUGAAAGGUUUCAUUUACAACACAUUGCAUGCACACGCCCGGAUUAAUCCUCCAGAAUACAUGCAAACAGAGAGGGAGUAUAUUCACUCGUAAUCUGACUUAUCUUUUGGCCCA
Molecule: messenger RNA, 4618 nt
Organism: Sorghum bicolor (sorghum)
Lineage: Eukaryota; Viridiplantae; Streptophyta; Magnoliopsida; Poales; Poaceae
Product: putative disease resistance protein RGA1
Exons: 4
Coding region: 347-4198 (1283 amino acids)
Biological process (GO): defense response to fungus
Molecular function (GO): ADP binding
Source: RefSeq, a predicted model, not a curated record